GAGCUCAGAGAGUCACAAGUCUGUCCCUGUUCUCCAUCCCCUGCACUUUAUCCUGAUUCUCUCUCUCUCUCUCCGAGGGGUGUGAAGUGGGCUCGGUCUGCCAGGACAAGCCCCCUCCAGCCCAGCCACCAAUAGCAAUCAGGGAAGCCGAGGGAAGGUGCUAAAAUCUGGCAAAACGUGAAUGGGAAAUAGGAGCACAGUUUGUAUCUGCUGAGACUGGGGAGAGAAGAAGCUGCACAUCCAGGUCACCAAGGAAGAGAGGAGAUCCCAUUACACCGACUGCAAUUGACAAGGUCCCACCAAACAGACAGGAGCACGGAUCUAACAGUACAGGCAGAGAGGAGAGACCCCAUUUCUGCGGGAAGAAUCCCAAACACAGAAGGAGAAAGUCCCCAGAAAGCAGAAAGUGGGAGCUGUGCGUGCAGGGCACCCAGAAAGGAGCACCCAGGAAAGCAAAGCAAAAUCGUCACUCAGAGAGAGAAAUGGCCCUCAGCACCCAGUGAAGAAGCAACACAGCCAGGAAACUGGAAGGGGUGAAGUGAUUCCUUCAGAGGAGACAAUUCCCAUAUAGAGAGGCUGUGUACUCAGGGCAUCCAAUAAGAGAGGGGUACUAGAGAGACCCCCCACUAUACAGAGAGGGACUCACAUAAGCCUGGCGCACAUAAAGCUGUCACCAAAGAAUCUCCAGAGAGCAGUGGGAGGCCCUCCUUUACUUAAUGAAGGUUUAGUCUGUGACCCAUACAGAAUACUGCUUUGUAUAUCUGGCUUUGGCACCCAUCACCCACUUCUACCCAAAUCACUGGCACUCUACCAAUGGUAACUGUGGCAGACUGUGGCUCUGGUGCCUGCUGAGAGCUGCUCUAGUUGUUUGUGCCCAACUUUGGGAGCAUUUUCUUAGCCUUCCUUUGACUCCCAGUAGCUUAUAUGAGUGCAGCCUUUCAGCCCCCUCUCAUGAUGAUGCAGCGUCCCCUGGGCAGCAGUACAGCCUUUAGUAUAGACUCACUGAUAGGGAGCCCACCACAACCCAGCCCUGGACAUUUUGUGUACACCGGAUACCCCAUGUUCAUGCCUUACCGGCCUGUGGUCUUGCCCCCUCCACCACCCCCUCCUCCAUCUCUGUCUCAAGCCACUCUGCAGCCAACUCUCCCUUCAGCGCAUCCCCACCACCAGAUCCCCAGCCUGCCCAGUGGAUUCUGUUCCAGCCUUGCCCAGGGCAUGGCACUUACCUCUACCCUCAUGGCUACUCUGCCAGGGGGAUUCUCAGCCUCCGCCCAGCACCAGGAGGCAGCCAGAAAGUUUGGAGCUCAAAGUCUCCAGGGGGCCUUUGAAAAAAGCGACGGGGGUCAGUCAGAUGGAGAAGAUGGUAACAAGACCUACAUAACCAAAGAGGGCACCUUACUGCCUUUCUCUGCUUCGGAAGUUUCUCUGGGUCCAGUCCGUGGGCAGGGGAAAGAGGAGUCUGGGAAAGAAGCAGAAGGAAAGGGCAAGGAGGAUUCCUACCUGAUGGACAGUGACCUGGACUACAGUUCAGAUGACAAUAUCUCCUGCCAAACUGCACACAAAGAGGACGACACCCCAGAGGAAAGCCCCCCAAACUCAAAUCCUUCUAAUAACAGCAACACCAGCUCCACGGGGAAGAACCGACGGAGGAGGACUGCCUUCACCAGUGAACAACUGCUGGAACUAGAGAAAGAGUUCCACUGCAAGAAGUACUUGUCCCUGACAGAGAGAUCCCAGAUCGCACAUGCGCUCAAACUCAGCGAGGUCCAGGUCAAAAUCUGGUUCCAGAACCGCAGAGCCAAGUGGAAGAGGGUCAAGGCUGGUAAUGCGAACUCCAAAACUGGGGAGCCCUCUAGAAACCCCAAAAUUGUUGUGCCCAUCCCAGUCCAUGUCAGUAGGUUUGCCAUACGGAGCCAACACCAGCAGCUGGAGCAAGCAAGACCUUGAAAUGGGCAAUGGACAUCAGCAGAGAAAUCCAUUUUGUGGCCCUCCAGUUGUUAAUCUACAUCUACCAGUAUCCCCUGACAGCCAAGGGCAAUUAGAGGGUGGUGGAAGUUGUAGUUUUACAACAACGAUAGGGCCAUAAUCUGGUCAUCCCCGGACAAUGAACAGAUUAGCCAUGGGUCAGACAAUGGAGGUCACAGGACGUCAAUAACCAAUUCCCUCCUAGACUUUCCAGAAAGACCCCAGUACUUAUUAUGUUAAGAAGAAGGGGUGAUUUUUGCACUUGGGGUGGCUAAAAGGUUAGUUCUUCAGGAACUUAAUUUUAUGUACAGAUAGAUGGAAGCUGGCCUCUUUUUAAGGGGUGGUGGACAAAACCCUCUCAAAGCCGUCUUAAUUCUAAUGUUCUGGACUUUCUAUGGACAGAGGCUUAGUGAGAGCUCUGGAACCGGCCACAGGGUUGCGUUGCCUGAAAAGUGCUGUGGGAGCAAAGUUACUUCGGUACGACUGAGGGGGGUACAUGCCGAAAAGAUGGUAACAUCUUCCCCCCCCCCUGCCCUGGGGUGCAAUCCCCUUAAACAAACUGAACAUGUUUUCUAAAUUCUCCCAGAGCCUCAGAUUAUGUUGUGGUUAAUUUAUUCUGUGUUGCUUAUUUCUUAUAAGUUAUAAAACUUAAAAAACUCAGUCUUGUGAAAUCCAAUCAUGUCUCUAAUAAAUAAUUCCUUGCA
Molecule: messenger RNA, 2669 nt
Organism: Xenopus tropicalis (tropical clawed frog)
Lineage: Eukaryota; Metazoa; Chordata; Amphibia; Anura; Pipidae
Gene: gbx2
Product: gastrulation brain homeobox 2, gene 1
Exons: 2
Coding region: 925-1947 (340 amino acids)
Biological process (GO): regulation of DNA-templated transcription
Cellular component (GO): nucleus
Molecular function (GO): DNA-binding transcription factor activity, RNA polymerase II-specific; DNA binding
Source: RefSeq, a predicted model, not a curated record